This is a messenger RNA of Menidia menidia (Atlantic silverside), 1571 nucleotides long. NCBI's taxonomy places the organism in Eukaryota, Metazoa, Chordata, Actinopteri, Atheriniformes, Atherinopsidae. The record is from the annotation of a GenBank genome assembly.
AUGGCAAUAGAGACAUCGAUGAUCAGUGUUGGAGCUGCGCUUCUGCUGUUACUGCUGUUGGUAGUGCUGUUUUUAAGCCAGAGAGGUCCUUUUAUGCAGAAAAAAUACAAAACAACUAAGUCAGUAGGAGCUGAAUCUGGACUGUGGCAGCAUCUCUAUCAGUUUCUUAAUCGUGCCUCAUCUCCCUCCCUCCCUGGCCCCACCGGUCACUUUCUGCUUGGCAACAUGUUGGAGAUGACACAUGACCACCUACCAAUUCACCUGACCAAUCUGGCACAGCGUUAUGGAGACAUUUACCGCCUGAAAUGUGGAAACACAACCAUGGUGGUGCUAAGUAGCAGUGAAGUCAUUAAAGAAGCACUGGUGAAGAAAUGGUCCGACUUUGCAGGGAGGCCAAUUUCAUACACUGGUGACAUUGUCUCCGGGGGAGGGCGUAACAUCUCUCUGGGGGACUAUACGGAGGAGUGGAGGGCACAUCGCCGCCUCGUGCACUCUGCCCUGCAGCGCUGCUGCCAGCAGUCUCUGCACGGUGUGAUUGAACGACAGGCCAUUCAGCUGAAAAAGGCUCUGAGUGACUAUCAGGGCCGCGCUGUGGAUCUCGCAGAAGAUUUCACAGUGGCAGCCAGUAAUGUCAUCACCACUUUGGCUUUUGGCAGAGAAUAUGACAAGAGUUCAUCAGAGCUGCAGCAGCUGCACAGCUGUCUGAAUGAGAUUAAAUUACCCAAUCCUGUGUUUGCCCGUCUGCUCAAAGAGGUGACCAGGAGGGAUGAAAUCAUCAGACAACACCUCAGCAAUUAUAAGUCACAAGACAAAAAAAAUGAGGACGCCAUUACAGGAGCUCUUCUCCAAGGCAUAGAGAAACAGCACAACACAGAACACAAAGAGCUCCUGACAGAUGUUCAUAUUCACAUGGCGACCGUGGACCUUCUCAUUGGGGGAACAGAGACCACUGCGGCCUGGCUGAACUGGACAAUAGCCUUCCUGUUACACAGACCUGAUGUGCAAACAAGGGUAUAUGAAGAGAUGGUCACAGUUUUGGAGGAACGCUAUCCAAAGUACAGCGACAGGCACAGACUUCCUGUGCUGUGCUCUCUGAUAAGUGAGGUGCUCAGACUGAGGCCCGUGGCUCCGCUGGCGGUGCCACACAGAGCCAUCAGGGACAGCAGUAUUGCAGGUUACUUCAUACCUAAGAAUACAGUCAUCAUUCCCAACCUUUUUGGAGCUCAUCACGACCCCGCUGUGUGGUCUGAGCCGUACAGCUUCAAACCAGAGCGCUUCCUGGAAGGAGGAGGAGGCUCCACUCGUGCGCUGGUGCCUUUUGGAGGAGGCGCACGGCUCUGCCUGGGGGAGUCUGUCGCCAAAAUGGAGCUCUUUCUGUUCACUGCUUACCUACUGCGAGAUUUUCAGUUCCUCCUUCCUGACGACGAGGCCUCCCUGCCUGAUCUGAGAGGUGUUGCUAGUGUUGUGCUCAAAGUCAAGUCCUACAAAGUUACAGCGCGUGCCAGACCUACGGCUACAGUUUGAGAUGGAGUAGGUUUGGUGCUUACAUGUUACUCACGUUACAUAUUAGU